AUGGCUCUCCCAGUCCGACUGGGAGCCAUCCCCAGGCACUUUUCCAUCUCACCUCUCAAACACCCAAACAAGACGCUUCACCCAAAACCUCACCCGCCCCCUCCAGAUCUACCGCUCCGCCUCCACAGACCCCUACCUCAACCUCUCUAUCGAGCACCACCUCCUCCAGCGCUCCCACCCGGACUCAACCAUCCUCUUCCUCUACACCAACCGCCCCAGCAUCAUCAUCGGCCGCAACCAAAACCCCUGGCUCGAAGUCAACCUUCACGCCCUCCGCGAGGGGCCUACCCCCCCAAUCCUCACCACCAACCCCCCGACCCCAACACCACCGCCACCGCCACCAGCACCAACGAUGACUACCCCAACCCUCAAACCGCUACCCCCAUCGCCCUCGUCCGCCGCCGCUCCGGCGGGGGCACCGUCUUCCACGACGCCGGCAACACCAACUACUCGGUGAUCUGCCCGCCGGCGGUGUUCGACCGCGACCGGCACGCCGAGAUGGUGGUGCGAGCGCUGCGCGGGCUGGGGGUGGGCGGGGCGCGCGUGAAUGAGCGGCAUGAUAUUGUGGUUGAUGUUAGCGGUUCGGAUGAUGGUGGUGGUGGUGGUGGUGGGGGGGGGACGUUCAAGGUGUCGGGGUCGGCGUACAAGCUGACGCGCACGCGCUCGCUGCAUCAUGGGACGUGCUUGCUGGGGUCGGAGAAUUUGGGGCGCGUGUCGCGGUUGUUGAGGUCGCCUGCGGAGGGGUUUGUGAAGGCGCGUGGGGUGGAGAGUGUCAGGAGUCCGAUUCGGAAUGUGGGGGUUGGUGGGGAGGUGUUUGUGGACGCGGUGAUGGGGGAGUUUCGGAAAAUGUAUGGGGAUGCGGCGGGGCAGGGGGUGGUGGUGGGAGAGGACGAGGCGUUGGCGAAUGAGGAGGUUGUGAAGGGGGGUGCGGGGAGCUUGGUGUCGCCGGACUGGAUCUUUGAGCAGACACCGGCAGUUUACCUUCUCGAGGCAUCCGGACCGAGGAAGAUCCCAGGGAGCGGCCGGCGGUGGCGCAUACGUUGCCCUAUGGACAUCCGCCACGGUGAGAUUCAGUCUGCGACCAUGGCUGGUCUCGAGUAUCACGACUUCGUCGACGAAGCCAGCCAGGACGAAAUCCUGAGCAAGGCCGUCGUCAAACAACGCCUACACUACAUCACAGACUGGCGAAGGACGCUCCAGCAAGCCAGCCCCAUCCCGGUCGAUGUUGACGACGCGGGCGAAUUCCUCAACCACAUGUUUGGCAUCCAGCCCCCUGCCGAAAAUGGAGGUGGAGCUGUUGCCCAAACAGUCGUACAAACGAUAUCCGACACCGUCGUCGGCAUGUUCCUCGACGGAGACAUUAUUGAUCUAUAA
Molecule: messenger RNA, 1374 nt
Organism: Chaetomium globosum CBS 148.51
Lineage: Eukaryota; Fungi; Ascomycota; Sordariomycetes; Sordariales; Chaetomiaceae
Exons: 3
Coding region: 1-1374 (457 amino acids)
Biological process (GO): protein lipoylation
Cellular component (GO): cytoplasm; mitochondrion
Molecular function (GO): lipoyltransferase activity
Source: RefSeq, a predicted model, not a curated record